Molecule: messenger RNA, 3867 nt
Organism: Epinephelus lanceolatus (giant grouper)
Lineage: Eukaryota; Metazoa; Chordata; Actinopteri; Perciformes; Serranidae
Gene: ppp1r7
Product: protein phosphatase 1, regulatory (inhibitor) subunit 7
Molecular function (GO): protein binding
Source: RefSeq, a predicted model, not a curated record
UCCACCGGAUUGGCUGAGCGGUUGUCAGGACUGUUUACAGGAAACAUGGCUUCCCGGUCUGUUGGAGAGCUUCAAGAGAUGGAAGUGGACCGAAGGGGUGAGUCUGAAGAGUCUGGUGAUGAUGAGACCAGGAGGAGGAGUAUCAAUGGCGACGUGGACCCCAAUCAGCCCGCUACCACAAGUAAAGAAGAGUCUCCUGUGGACAUGGACACCAUAACCUUGGACCCAGAGGAAGAGGAUGUUGAUCUUGUUCAUUGUCGUAUUGGAAAGAUUGAAGGCCUGGAGGUGCUUCAGAAAGCUAAAACACUCUCCUUAAGACAGAAUCUCAUCAAGAAGAUAGAAAACCUGGAGAGUUUGAAUUCACUGCGGGAACUAGAUCUUUAUGACAAUCAGAUCCGCAAACUGGAGAACCUGCACAAUCUCACAGAGAUGGAGCAGCUCGAUGUGUCCUUCAAUCUUCUGAGGAAGGUGGAGGGUUUGGAGCAGAUGCCUCGGCUAAAGAAACUUUUUCUGCUUCACAACAAAAUUAGCAGCAUUGCCAACCUGGAUCACCUCACGAACCUUGACAUGUUGGAGCUGGGUUCCAAUCGCAUCAGGGUCAUAGAGAACCUGGACACACUUACAUCUUUGCAAAGUUUGUUUCUUGGCACCAAUAAAAUAACUAAGCUUCAGAAUCUUGAGGGUUUACACAACCUGACUGUUUUAAGCAUUCAGAGUAACCGGAUCACUAAAAUCGAGGGUCUACAGAAUCUUGUCAACCUGAGAGAGCUCUAUCUGAGCCACAAUGGCAUUGAGGUCAUUGAGGGCUUGGAAAACAAUAAAAAGCUUACAACCCUGGACAUCGCAGCCAAUCGAGUAAAGAAGAUUGAAAACAUCAACCAUCUGACAGAUCUGCAAGAGUUCUGGAUGAAUGAUAACCAGAUCGAUAACUGGUCAGAUCUCGAUGAAUUGAAGAAUGCCAAGUCUCUGGAGACGGUCUACCUUGAAAGAAACCCUCUACAGAAAGAUCCACAGUACCGGCGAAAGAUCAUGCUGGCGCUGCCCAGUGUACGUCAGAUCGACGCUACCUUCAUCCGCUUCUAAACUGCAGUCUAAAAAUUCACCUGCCAACUUAACAGUGUUCUCCCUCACCACCCUGCCGGCCCUACUCACAGAACAAACUUCAUUUUGAAACACACUGGCCUCACUGAAUCAUAUAGUCACUCUGGACACGGAUAUACAUUCCAACAUCCACUCUCACCCAUCACUCAACAUACAUGUAUGCAUGUAUGCACACAUUCACAUCUUGGCCUAUGCUAUUGUGUGGAAGCUUAUGUAUCUAUUAAGCUGGAUAGGAACUGUGACAAGAAUUUCAAAAAGUACCCUGCGCCCAUUUCCUCAUUUUUCUUCUGCCUUCGUUUUUCUUUUAUUGUUUGGCAUGUGGGAUACAGUGUGGAGACAUCUUUCCUGAAUCAUCUAGUGCCCAUCAGGAAAAUAAGAUAUCAGUCUUAUUUUUCAUGAUGUUGAAGUUGCACUGCUGUAACGAGUGGAAAGGGUGGCAUUCUUACUAUUGGAGGCAUUUUGUUAUUCGUUUUGGUUGGACAGGAUGAGACUGUUCUCACGUGGUACACAGUGGGUAAAAGAACAAUUGAAUUAAAACAAGAAAGGGACAGUCCAUAAUAAGAUAUUAUUUACAUAUUUUAAUCUUAAGAACAUCUUCUCAUUUGGUUUCAGCACAGUAAAGCCUAGUAUGCGCUCCAUGAGGGGACCACCCAUUGUUGAGACAGUCCCAAAUUCUAAAGCCCCGUUAGCAUGAAAAAUAUCCCAAUGGACCAAAAGCCCAUUUCUUUGACAGCCUGUUACCUCAAAAACAAACAUCUAUUGCUCCAAAGUCUGUUUUCUCCAAAAAUACACACUCCCUGCAGUUAGACAACCCAAUCACCAGAAACAGUGUUCUGUAAACCACUGAUUAUUUCCAUUUGAACAUUAUCUUGUAGCAGAUUAAUGGGGACCUUUAAUAUCUCCGUAGUGAAUGUGUAGUUAUGUUAAGGCAAUAAAAUCAAUUGGUAUUGGUUAGGAAAAGAUUGUGUUUUGGCUUAAAACAGCUCAUUGGGUGGUACAAAAGUGGCUGGAAAAGCAGAGACGGGUUGGCGAAACAUAUGUGUUCUGUGGCUCAAACACUGCUGGGAAAUGCCACAAAGGGGUGUUUAAAAUACCCGGGAUUGAUCACUCAAAUGUCCAUGGAAACUGAAACUAACUGCAAGGAGUGUGAAUUUUUGGAGAAACUGGACUUUGGAGCAAUGGCCAUUGUUCUUGGGAUCAAAUAUUUUUUGACAAAAGGGCUUUGGAAAUUUGGGCAGUUGGAACAAUGUUGGAACAGUGACACCAUGCAGAUUGAAAUCUGCUCAGCGAACCUGCCUACAUCUGUCUUUUUAAUUAAUAAAACAUCAGAAACUGAUGAACCAUUUUAAUAAACUGGUACCAUUACUGAUGAAGGGCAAAUCUCAAAUGUCCAGCAGCCUUGUCCAAAUAUUCUACAGCUUAUUUUCUGAUUAUUAAAAAUAACAUCUGCAGUAAAAACACAAACAAAAAAAAGCAGUGAGAAUGUAAAACAAAUGUAUCGUGUCCAUGAAGAUGGUUUUGUAAUCAGUCGUACAUCACCCCCAAUUUUUUUUUUGUUUACCUUGAAUAUAUCACUGAUUACAGCUUUGUUUUUCUUUUGACUUUGGUAAAAUUGUUCAUAUGUAUUAUUUAAACUGAUAAGAGUUAAAUGUAGAUUGUUUUUGAUGGCAGGACUGGUAUCACGUAAGUGUUGUUAAUUAAUGUAAGAUAAAUUACUUAAUGCUGUUAACAAUUUUUUAAACAUGUUUUGGGGUUUAAAUUUUUCAGAUGUGUAAAGACACUGCAAUGACACUGUAAUAUUCUCAUUUGGCCUUCAGUAAUGCUUAAAAAUUGAUAUUCAUCUGUAUUUAUGUUUGCCAUAGGAUUUCUAAGAUCGAGCACUAAGAUAACACCUCGAACAAAAACUCAGUGACCUAUUCUGAUGGUCCUCUGUAUAUAUAAUGCUUGAGUGCACUUGAUUUCCUCCCGGGUUACAAUUAAAAAGUGAUGCAUCUUUUAUAUGAGAAUAAUUUCCUUCCACCUCAGGACUAAAAGGUCACAUUUGGACACGGCACAGGAGCAUCAGCUUUCAAUGCAUUGCUGGGUUUACAUAGAAAACACUAAACUGAGUGCUUUCUGUGCAACAUAAGAUUUAAUCAUCUAAUUCCUUUUAUCUGGGUCUAAAGUGCACCUUCAAUCUGUUACAGUGGCCUGAGUUAAUACUGUAUCUACCUUUUAUAGGCAAGAAAAUAACAGCAUUCUAUGCUGGUUUCUAUCUUAGGUGUCUUUAGCUGACAGUUUGCUGUCUUUCAAAGGAAUUGAAGUUAUAAUCAUAUAUCCAAAUGUUCAGGGUUAGUGAUUUUAACCAUACCAACUGAAGAACAUUCAUGAGCCCAUCAUCAGACUAUCAAAACUGAAGGAGAUUAUACAUUACUGAUAUGAAUGUAAUCUUAUUUUAUAUUCAGCUUUAACUAUUAUUACUUUACAAUUGGCCAGUGGGAUCGGAAGUGUCACUUUGUGUAUUUGUAAAUACAGUUUGGACAUCUCAUGAUGUAGAAAGUCAGUGCCAUCAUCACCUUCCCUUUGUAAAGUUUUUGUUUUGUUAAUGCCAGGCAGCACAGCAGAUAUGUGUCAGAUACCGUGAUUAAGAUAACUUGACUGAAUGAGCAAUUAUUCAAAUUGCUUGUAGCUGAUUGUUGUUAGAAUUGAGUCUUCAGGUUCUGGACUUGGUCAAUGCUGUUUCCAAACUGAAUGUAUUAUGCAAAUAAUAAAAUGACACAACUUAAA